This is a messenger RNA of Ictidomys tridecemlineatus (thirteen-lined ground squirrel), 1414 nucleotides long. It is a transcript of the gene Hmox1, whose product is annotated as heme oxygenase 1. Gene Ontology annotation, molecular function: heme oxygenase (decyclizing) activity; heme binding. Lineage: Eukaryota; Metazoa; Chordata; Mammalia; Rodentia; Sciuridae. The record is from RefSeq and is a predicted model, not a curated record. Gene Ontology annotation, biological process: heme catabolic process; response to oxidative stress; heme oxidation.
CCGCAGAGCCCCCGUCAGCCAGAGCCCCCGCCAGCCAGAGCCACCGCCAGCCAGAGCCACCGCGCCAGCCAGCCCGCCCGAGCCAUGGACCGCCCGCAGAGCGACAGCUUGCCCCAGGAUCUGUCCGAGGCCUUGAAGGAGGCCACCAAGGAGGUGCACGCCCAGGCAGAGAAUGCCGAGUUCAUGAGGAACUUCCAGAGGGGCCAGGUGACCCGGAAGGGCUUCAAGCUGGUGAUGGCGUCCCUGUACCACGUCUACGUGGCCCUGGAGGAGGAGAUCGAGCGCAACAAGGACAACCCUGUCUUCGCCCCGCUCUACUUCCCUGAGGAGCUGCACCGCAGGGCGGCGCUGGAGCAGGACAUGGCCUUCUGGUACGGGCCGAGCUGGCAGGAGGCCGUCCCCUACACGGCAGCCACACGCCGCUACGUGGAUCGGCUCCAGCAGGUGGGGCGCAGGGAGCCCGAGCUGCUGGUGGCCCACGCCUACACCCGCUACCUGGGCGACCUGUCGGGCGGCCAGGUCCUCAAGAAGAUCGCGCAGAAGGCCCUGGACCUGCCCAGCUCCGGAGAGGGCCUGGCCUUCUUCACCUUCCCCAACAUCGACAGCGCCACCAAGUUCAAGCAGCUCUACCGCUCCCGCAUGAACACUCUGGAGAUGACCCCCGAGGUCAGGCAGAGGGUCACCGAAGAGGCCAAGACCGCGUUCCUGCUCAACAUUCAGCUGUUUGAGGAGUUGCAGGAGCUGCUGAAGCAGGACCCCGAGGACCAGCACCCCUCACAGGCAGCAGGCCUUCGCCACCGUGCCAGCAGCCGGCUGCAAGACUCCAUCCCUGCGGAGCAGCCCCGAGGGACACCCCUGCUCAGCAGCCUCUCCCAGACGCCACUCAUCAGAUGGCUCCUCACUCUCAGUGUCGUGGUGGCCACGGUUGCCAUGGGGUUUUAUGCCUUGUGAACCCAAGCAUGCUGGCCCCUAGGGCCAUGAACUGUCCAGCGAGGGCCUUCCUUCUGGAGAAGGGGAAUAUCUUGGGCAUCGGAGGCUUCAGGGGCUCCAAUCCUGUCCUCGUCCCUCCUCCCCUGGAGGCCUCUUCAGCGACUGAAAGCACACCCAGCGGCCUCACCUUCCAGACCUGGCCCCCCGGUUCCUGCAGGAGAACUGGCCACAAGUGGCCACUGUCGACCCUCCAGUGCCCUUGCUUCAGUGUCUGACAGUGGCCCAAUCACUUUUCCGUGGGCCGAGGCAAUUUUUAUAUCCAUGUGCAGAGAGUUGUGUCGUGUCUGUGUUGGAGCCGGGCUGCUCACGUUCAGCCUGAGCUGUGGAAUUUUGUUCUGUUGUUUUUAUAACGGGGUUGGGGGGUGUUUGACAGCCCUGUGACCUUGGUCUCUGUAAUAAUAAAUGACGCUGUCUGAUGUUUCCA